This is a messenger RNA of Blumeria graminis f. sp. triticale, 1359 nucleotides long. Lineage: Eukaryota; Fungi; Ascomycota; Leotiomycetes; Helotiales; Erysiphaceae. The record is from the annotation of a GenBank genome assembly.
AUGUCCUGGAAGAAGACGGAACAGUUAAUGGAAACCAUCAAGCAUUACUCCAGCUUCCCAGCGACCGGGGUAAGUCUUAGGCAGAUGGUCCAAUUUGGAGAAAGGCCAUCAACAGACAUGAUUGACAAUAGUAAAUUUAUAGGAACCCUCUUCCAGGCCUCCCAAUUUCUUUCCGAAGAGUUGCCCAUACGACUUGCACACCGUGUUCAAGAAUUACAAGAACUACCUGAUGGAUUGAAUGAAAUGCCGUCAAUAAAGAAGGUCCGCGACUGGUACGCGCAAUCAUUCGAGCAAAUUACAACCCUUCCAAAACCACAUAUUUCCAUAGAUGUUCGCAAUCGACUAACACGAUCAUCCUGGACAAAGAGCAAGUCAUACCAGCUGGUAGCAGGAGUAAGAAGCAGUUACGACCCGAUGAGUGAGCGAUGCAACUCGCAUUUGUGGCAUGAAGACACUGCUACUAAGGAUGUUGUAAUGGACGGAAAGAAAGUAAUCGGGAAGAGAAGAUACUUUGCAGUGGUAGAAGACUCUAAUGGCUGGCCCCCUGAGCUUCACGACUACAACCAACGAUUUGGAAAUACAUUAAAUUCUAUUAAGCGACGACAUGACAGUGUUGUUACAACAGUAGCUCAGGGAAUCUUAGAGUACAAACGGAAGCGGCAGCGUAUGCGAAUUGACCACAAUAUUCAAGCCUUUCUGGAUCGUUUUUACAUGUCUCGAAUAGGAAUACGUAUGCUCAUAGGGCAGCACAUUGCCUUGACGGACCCUAGCUGUAACAAAGAUCCUACUUAUGUGGGAAUUAUUUGUACCAAGACUAACGUUCGAGACCUUGCCGAAGAAGCCAUAGAAAAUGCUCGAUUUGUCUGUGAGGAUCAUUAUGGACUAUUUGAUGCGCCAAAGGUUCAAUUAGUUUGUCCCCCUGAGCUUAAUUUUAUGUACGUUCCUGGGCAUUUAUCGCAUAUGCUCUUCGAGACACUAAAAAAUUCCCUACGAGCUGUAGUCGAAACACACGGGCAGGAUAAAAAGGAUUUCCCCGUGACAAAAGUGGUGGUAGCAGAGGGAAAGGAGGAUAUUACUGUCAAAAUAUCUGAUGAAGGGGGUGGUAUACCUCGAAGUGCCAUACCACUCGUGUGGACAUAUAUGUAUACUACCGUUGAUACCACGCCAAGCUUAGAUCCUGACUUUGACGAAAAUGAUUUUAAGGCUCCCAUGGCUGGGUUCGGAUACGGCCUACCAAUUUCUCGGCUAUAUGCACGAUACUUUGGAGGAGACUUGAAGCUAAUCAGCAUGGAAGGGUAUGGUACGGAUGUUUAUCUUCACCUUAACCGACUUUCUAGCUCAUCAGAACCCCUUCAAUAG